AGCAAGAGCAAAGCAGCAAAUGUGCGCCCACGUCGUCGAGCAAGGGUGAUGCUCCUCGACAGGCCUAGUCAUCGCGAGCUAAUUACAGGACGGGACGCUUGCGAGCUGAUCGAAACAAACCACUGUGUUGAUAUCUCUUGCUUACAACAGCUGCUGUUUUUUUUUUAGAACAGUCCGGAGUUGGAAUCUCUGCAUUGAGCCAGUAGGGUUCGCGGGGUUUUGAGGAUUUUGAGGUUUCUGGUGUUUCAGUGUGUUGUUUCUCAACUUGGACGGACGAUCGCGGAUUACUAUGGCGAUGCGGAUGAAGUAUUGAUGGGAGUAGAGGAGUGAAUGCAGUUGCUGUUAUCAUGAGGAAGCGCGACUUGGGAAUUUUGUUGCUGUCCGCGUUGGCCAUUUUCUUCUCGCUCCAGCAUGAAGGGAGUCUUUCGUUUCGACAAGCAUGGGUGCAUUACAAGGAUGGUUCACCUAUACAGCAUGUAGCCGAGCGAUUGCCACCGCCAGUUGUAGCUGAUCUGAAUGGAGAUGGCCACGUUGAGGUUGUUGUUGCCUUGGAGGACAAACUUCAGGUUAUCGAUCCGCGGGUGUCGUUUGCCUCUGAUGGAUUUGCGGAAGCUCGAGUGUUGGCGGAGGUUUCUCUUCUGCCAGAUCGAGUGCGAGUGGGUGCGGGAAGGAGACCCGUUGCAUUAGCGGCAGGCGAGGUAAAACGAACCUAUAGAUCCCUGGAGCGGAAGAAGCAGGUGAUUGUGGUCGUAACUGCUGGCUGGAACAUCAUGUGCUUUGACCACAAUCUGAAGAAAAUAUGGGAAGAUGAUGUUCAGGAUGACUUCCCACAUGGUUCUCACCACAAAGAAGUAGCCAUUUCAAUAAGCAAUUAUACCUUGAAGCAUGGAGACACCGGACUAGUCAUUGUGGGGGGAAGUAUGGAGGUUCAGCCUCAGGCGCAUUUGGAUCUUUUUGAAGAAGAAUUGCUGGCAGAGAAAGCAACUGAGGUUCACCAAGUUUCAGCUGUCGGAAUAGAGGAGGGAGAGGAUGUAACAGAGAAGAUGGGUGGUGGAAAGGAGCGUCAUUUCUCUUACUAUGCAUAUGCUGGAAUGACUGGCGCCCGUCGUUGGACUCACCGAAGCGAGGAUUUUCAACGUGCUCCCGGCAAUGGUACACUGCAACCACAACAUAAUUACAGGUUGGAUGCCAACUCGCUUGCUACUCGACAUCUUGGAGAGGUUGAAUGCAGGGAAUUCCGUGAGUCGGUUCUGGGCGUAAUGCCGCAUCGUUGGGAACAUAGAGAGGAUACAAGGUUCGAGUUGUCACAUUUUCAGAAGCAUUAUCGUAAAUUGGUUAAGAGGAUCCACGGCAAGGAGAAAAAUGUUCCGUCUCAAAAGCCUGCAGAUAAAAACACUCCAGGCAAAGAAUCACUCUCUAAUCCUAUUACAAAGGUUGUCGGCAACGCUGUCCAGCUCGCAGUCGGUCCGAAAGUUAGAAAGGAACGAUUUCAACAUGUUCCAAUGAUAACAAAUCACACAUCGCAUUGGUGGGUGCCCAAUGUGAUUGUGGCUCAUCUCAAGGAAGGAAUCGAGGCUGUACAUUUAGCUACAGGCCGCACUGUCUGCAAGCUGUAUCUACCCGAAGGAGGUCUUCAUGCAGAUAUCAACGGCGAUGGGGUUCUGGAUCACGUCCAGGCUGUCGGAGGUCACCGAGGAACGCGCUUAGUGCCAACCGGGAUGACCACGACUCUUAAGCCAUGCUGGGCGAUUGCCACUUCAGGUGUACAUGUGAGGGAGCAACUGUUCAAUGGCACAGUUUGUAGACACUCUCCCUUCCAAGCCUAUUCCCAUUUUGAUUUUUCAGGUGAAAUCGAUAGGCGGUUGAAUCCAGAAAUGGGAGAUUUUGUGGAAGUGCUUGCACCAAUCAUUCUGCCACACCCAGAUGGCAAACGUCAUCGCAAAGGGAGCCAUGGUGAUAUUAUCUUCCUUAAUAGCCGUGGAGAGGUUACCUCUUUCUCUGUACUGGGCCCCAAACGCGACCAAGAGGCUGAACACCGAUGGCAGCUUGUGACCGGAGCCUAUUGGGCAACGUCCUCCGAGUUGCAAGGCUAUGAGUCAGACAGGGUUGUGCCUAGCUUGACAGCGUUGCCUCUGAGGAAGAAUGGGGAACCAGAAGCUAUUCUUGCAAUUGGAGAGAUUGAAGGUGUGGUUAUCUCGCCUAAAGGCAGUCCAGUGACGGAGUUUCCUCUUCCAGCAUCUGCAUCAGCCCCUAUAAUCUAUGCCGAUUUUUCUGGUGACGGGCUGAAUGACCUCAUCCUUGUAACUCAUGAUGGUAUCUACGGUUUUGUACAAGCCCGGAGACCAGGAGCUAUCCUUUUUAGUACACUUGUGGGUGUUCUCAUUCUGGUAAUGGGUGUUAUCUUUGUUACCCAGCAUCUCGGCACUGGUAAAGGAAAGUCGAGACCAGCCGAAAGACGAGGUGCUGCUGGCAUAUAGUGCAUUUAGUCUGCAGAGAGGAUGAUUUUUCUUUUUAGUGUAGUGAAAUCCUUCGGCUGUAGGGCUUAGGUUGUUUUGACAGAUUUUAUAGUGAUUGCCGAGUUUGUAUCUAAGUGGUAGUCUUGAUUGAUGAUAUCCAAUCUUGUUUCAAACUCCUUUCAAUGCAUCACUACUGUAGCUCCUCUGCUGUGCUCCGAUCUUUGAUA
Molecule: messenger RNA, 2683 nt
Organism: Physcomitrium patens
Lineage: Eukaryota; Viridiplantae; Streptophyta; Bryopsida; Funariales; Funariaceae
Source: RefSeq, a predicted model, not a curated record